Lactuca saligna is the source of this 387-nucleotide messenger RNA. NCBI's taxonomy places the organism in Eukaryota, Viridiplantae, Streptophyta, Magnoliopsida, Asterales, Asteraceae. The record is from the annotation of a GenBank genome assembly.
AUGACUCAGGUCAUGCAUGCUUCUGUGAGGUCGUUCAUAGAAACAAAUUUUGCCUCCCUCAUUUAUUUGGAUGAGCUCGACUUAGAGGGCCUUCGCCAGUUGUGUCGUGAUCUUGAAGUCGAGGACAACCCUCCUGAAGGUGACCUUUCAAAGUUAGAUCUUCCUCCACUGCUCUCGCUAGCUCUUGGGUCGUGUAUGGUUAAAUCCAUCCUUUUCCAACGUCUAGUCUCCUACAUCGUGGCUUUCCAGUUGCAUAUACCAAGUGUGGCGAUUUUUGGCGUCUCCCUUGUGUUUGGCUUGGCUGAGUUUAACGGUCUCGUGUUUCCCACUGAGAAUGUUCCUGUUUGGACGUUGCUUUUCCUUCUUGAUGAUUUCACCAAAGUUUAG